This is a messenger RNA of Carya illinoinensis, 711 nucleotides long. RefSeq lists its product as uncharacterized. The record is from RefSeq and is a predicted model, not a curated record. Bases 23 to 523 code for a protein of 166 amino acids. The transcript is spliced from 2 exons. Lineage: Eukaryota; Viridiplantae; Streptophyta; Magnoliopsida; Fagales; Juglandaceae. Gene Ontology annotation, molecular function: nucleic acid binding; zinc ion binding.
GCGAGGCCUAAACCCCAGAAUUAUGGACUCCCUUCUUGCAUUGAAGAUUAGAAAGUUCGCGGACUUGGAAGAUAGAGCAGUGAUACUUGAGGAGAAUUUACGAGUCCGGGCAGGGGAAUUCAGUCAAAGGAAGAGGCCAUUUUAUGCCAUGGAGCAAAAUAAGGGCAAGAGACCUAUGUACAGCCCGAUGCCCAAGCCAAUCCAAGUGGUCAAACCUCCCCAACGUGGUACAACAGCGCCUCACCCUGCAUGCCAAAACUGUGGCAAACGUCAUGCUGGGAAGUGCCUUAUGGGGACUAACAUCUGCUUUAAAUGUGGUAAGAUAGGUCAUUUGGCACGGGAGUGUACAAUGCUUGUGGCCCCUAAUACUCAAGUGCAGAAUCAAGGGCAGAAGAAUCCAGCACCGGCUCGAGUUUUCGCGUUAACAUUUGAUGAUGCUGAUACUUCUCCUAAUGUGGUAACAGGUACAGACGAAUCUACUGAGGAGCUGAGUAUUACUGAGGAGGGAGAGGCCGAUGUUUAGUAGUCCCUGGGUAGUUUGGUUUCUUCUAUGAUGAUAUAUGUUUCUUAUGUUUCAAUAAUGGAAACCCUCCUACUUUAAGUUAGUUUUCUUUUGUAAUGACUAAAGGGACUGAGUCCCUUUUUGUUUAAAGUAGUUAUCUUAAAUAAAUGGAUGACGGACUCUGAGAGUCCUUUGUAAAGGAAUGUAAA